AUGUCUGAAAAUCCAGUAUCUCAAACCCACUCUCAACAAGCAAGCCUCACCAGUGGUGGCACGCACCCGGAACGCCCUCCGAAUCCUGCUACCCCUGCAAACCGUCCUCAGGAAUACGAUCCAAAGCCAACGCCGCGCGUUGCAAGACUUGCAGCUGUUCAUCUCUGGGCAAUGGACCACGUCAAACCCGACAAGCUCUUUCCCAACAUGGCUCACGAAUCCCGGGGUCAUUACAUUGGAGACGUCGACCCAAUCAAAUUUAUGCACAAGUUCUUACCAUGGAACAUUGACGACUCCGGUGCCUUCAAGAAAUUCCAAGCCCAGAAGCCCACUAAGAAGCAACUCACCACUCUGAAAUCUAUGGCAGCCAAGUCUGGGGAAAGUGACAUGAACCGUGCAUGUCACGCCGCCCUUCAUGGUUGGCCCAAGGCGUAUCGCGUACUAUCUCGUACUAUCAACUUCGAAGACACCCACAACCAUCGAGACUCGUUCAGCGGCCUUGGCACAGACGAAGCGGUCUACAAUAGACAGAAACCGUGGAUCCCUCGCAAGACGAGGAUCAAAGUCGACUUUGCGAAUAUGCUCAGCUUCUUGGAACUCAAGCCAGAUCACCGCCGCGACGCAUUCAUUGACAGUGACCGCGAACCUUACCCAGGCCCUGGUCCUCAGGACGCUGACUGGGAAGAAGCUGGAGUGGUCUCUGACCACGAAAGGAGCGAUUCGGCUCCAGAUGCCACUGAUUAUUCGGCAGAACAAGCGGUAGAUGCUCCCGUUACGAAAGCCUUCGUCGCAGAGGACGAUCACGGCGAGCACCCCGCGAAUUCCCCAGAAGACAGAGUGGAGGUCAAGGUUGAUUCAGACCCCUCUCCUUCGGCUCGGUAUCCUUUCGAAAACGACACUGAAGGCGGAAGGAAGACCCGGGGGCAAAUUGCCAGCUACGCAGGCGUCAUCAUGGCUAUGCAGUUCCGAAGCCACUUGUUCAGCGUCCUUAUCUGUGGCAAGUACGCUCGUUUCAUCCGUUGGGACCGCUCCUGCGCCAUCGUCUCACGGCGCUUCGACUACACACUGUACCCCAGCAUCCUCUUCAAUUUCUACCAUCGAUUCGCGCAGCUCACCGACACCCAACGUGGUCUGCUACCAUGCUUCAAGACAGCGAGCGAUACGGAAGCGUCGGCUGCGCUAGAAGCCCUCGCAGCAUAUGCUGGAGCCGCCUAUGGGACCAUUGGAGGGGCAAAUUACAAGCAACGCCUCGACAGGAAACGCAUCCCACUCCUACACAUGGACUACAAGGGGGGUCCUUACGUGGUGCCAGCACCGACGUUCAAUGGAGGAAUGUUCUCUCCGUUUGGACGAGUGACUCGCAACCGCGCUGUUGUUCAAAUCACGAAAAACGUCGUCAUGUUCUUCAAGGACUACUGGCGCGAGCAUUCUGAAUAUACGAAAACGGAGGCCGAGGUAUACGACCUCCUAUCGACGAACAGCAAGACAAAGGCAUGCCUCUACUUCGCCAAGAUGCAUGCGGGAGGUGAUGCCGAGGUGGACGGUUGUCCAGCGACUACUAUCGGUUACGAUGAUACGGAUAUGCCGUGGAAGACCGGUAAACUCCUGAUCAGGAAACUCACGGCGCAUUUUAUCAUCCUCGAAACCAUUGGCCGAGACCUCAAGAUGUUCCGAUCAGCGCGCGAGCUGGUGUCGUCUAUGGCAGACGCGAUGGAAGCCCAUCAGCUCGCGUACGAUGAGCUCCAUAUUCUCCACCGCGAUAUCAGCGCGGGGAACAUCCUCAUAUCCACGGACAAACCUGAUCGUGGUAUCCUGAUCGAUUGGGACCAUUGUAUUUUCAUGGACAAUUUGACGGAAGACAGAAAAACGAGGGUGCAUCGAACUGGAACAUGGCAAUUCAUGUCAGCGCAUCUGACAGCGAAUCCGGAAUCUGCAUGCCACGGCCUCGUCGACGACCGUGAAUCUGCUCUGCACGUAUUGCUGUACAUGGGUAUUCGACAUCUCGCUCACAAUAAAGCCAACGCCUUCGGAAUGCAAGACCUCCUGAACAUGUUCGACGACUACAUAGAAGUCGACGGAAGCCCAUAUCGCAAAGGAACGACGUCGAAACUCAAUUUCAUGAGGUCUGGUUACCAGGAUCUUACCUUCGGCAUCGACGAAAUCAAUGAACUGAUCCAAGUGCUCUGUGAUGAAUUCGCGGCUCGCUACAAAGCCACCACCGUAGCACCUCCCAAAAAGGGUCCCUUCAACGCAUAUUCUGUCGGUUUGGCGACCUUUCAGGCUUUGCAGCGUCAAACGAGACUCGAUAAUAUCGCCAAGGACCCGACGUGGCUUUGUGGCGUAUUACGUCAUUACGCUGUGCUGCUUCCCGUGCCAUCACCUGGAGAAAUUGACUACAUCGACAACACGAAAGUCAUUAAACCGAAUAAGAAACGACCGCUAGCGGACGAUCUAUGCGAUGACGCUGACGGCAGGAAAUUGAUCUCAACCCAUGAUAGCCUCGCAGGCUCGAUCAAUGCUUGCAUGGAAUUAGCUCCACCCGUCGAGACGCCACCUCGCAAGAAGCAGCGCUCUAGCAGGAAAUGA
This is a messenger RNA of Pleurotus ostreatus (oyster mushroom), 2586 nucleotides long. RefSeq lists its product as uncharacterized. The record is from RefSeq and is a predicted model, not a curated record. Gene Ontology annotation, biological process: protein phosphorylation. The coding region runs from base 1 to 2586 and encodes 861 amino acids. The transcript has 4 exons. Lineage: Eukaryota; Fungi; Basidiomycota; Agaricomycetes; Agaricales; Pleurotaceae. Gene Ontology annotation, molecular function: protein kinase activity.